AUGACAUCACUCCCUCAUUCUCCAGGGACAUAUUUAUACCAUGCACACUAUGGUAUACAAAGAGAAGCGAGGCUGUACGGAUCAAUUUGUGUAUCGCUUCCCGAUGGAGAAUCCGAGCCCUUUUCGUAUGAUUAUGAUAGAAGUAAAAUCCUUACUGAUUGGUAUCACACCAGCACAUAUGAACAAGCUACUGGCCUCUCUUCAAUACCCUUUGUGUGGGUUGGAGAACCUCAAUCUAUUCUGAUACAAGGCAAGGGAAGGUUCGAUUGCAGUACACCAGGCAUUCAAGCAGGUCUUUGNNGCAUUCAAGCAGGUCUUUGCAAUGCCACAAAUCCUGAAUGUACACCUUAUGCACUGACAGUGAUUCCUCGAAAAACGUAUCGACUCCGAAUCGGAAGCCUAAUGGCCCUAUCAGCAUUGAGCUUUGAAAUAGAAGGUCAUAACAUAACAGUUGUUGAAGCUGAUGGUCACUAUGUUGAACCAUUUGUUGUAAAAAACUUGUUCAUCUACUCCGGUGAGACGUAUUCCGUCCUAGUUACGGCCGAUCAAGAUCCUUCGAGAAACUACUGGGCAAGUGCAAAAAUUGUAAGCAGGAACAGCAAUACUACGAAUGGUUUAGCCAUCUUCAAUUAUUAUCCAAACCACCCACGACGAAACCCUCCAACGAUCCCUCCUCCCGGCCCACAUUGGAAUGAGAUCAAACCACGUGUGGGUCAAAGCAUUGCAAUAAAAUCACACAAAGGUUACAUCCAUCCUCCUCUCCAGACAUCCGACUGA
This is a messenger RNA of Fraxinus pennsylvanica, 777 nucleotides long. The record is from the annotation of a GenBank genome assembly. NCBI's taxonomy places the organism in Eukaryota, Viridiplantae, Streptophyta, Magnoliopsida, Lamiales, Oleaceae.